UCAAUCUAUCCAUUAAUAGAACAUUGGUUCAAUUUCCAAGUAUAAAUUAAUGACCCCGAUUCAACCAAAUUUUUCCUCCAAAACCCAUAAGACUAAACCUCUUCACAACUCACAACCCUAAGAGCCUCUUCAAAAUUUCAAAUGCAUCCACAUGAACUGACGCAAGCCUAAAACUUGAUUGGACCGCUUCAAGUACUUUUGGGCACCCUGUUUCUGACCAGAAGACCAGAGGUACAGGUCUAAGGCCCACCAUCUUGUGAAGCAAGCAAAGGAAUCAAGGAAUCUAAAAAGUAGUAACCUAGCCGCGUUGAACAUGACUAGUAAGUAGUAAGUAACAGAGAAGGAACCUCCCAAACUGGUAAUACAAAUUCUGCCCAACGGCGGCUCUAUCGGUUUUUUGAAAAAAUUUCUCACGUGAACUGACCGGCAAUAACCAUUAGAGUUAAAGGCUUAUCCUAGUUGGCCAUAUUGGUGUAUGAAAACAUACUUUAGGGACUCAAAAUAAAAUAAUUCCACUUUGAAAUUCAAUUAUUGUCGGGCCAAGAUCAAUUUAAUAAAACUCAAUUAUACAAAACCCGGAAUCAAGAUACAAAUAAAUGGGACUAAAGUAUAAAAAAUGUGACAAAAAAAUUAUACAACCAAGAUAAGAUGCAACUACAAAACACUAUAAAAUAAGAUGAUAGACUCGAAUGCAAAGUAAUGAGACUAGGUGGCUUGAGAACAAAGGCUAAAAAGAAUCUGCAAGGUGUAAAGUUACCAAUGGCCAAACAGGGCAUAGGAAAAGGACACUACCAACCCAUGAAAUGAAACCUUUUAGCCUUUUUAAGUCCAAAAUUCCCAAAUGCUCUGAACCCUCCAUCAUUUUCACUAUUCCACCCCUCACCAUCUAACCCACAAGUAAAGUUAGGGAAUGCCCUCACCGUCAUCCAAAGCGCGUACUCCACACGCCCCACUCAAUGGCACAUCACAUUCCACCCACUCUCCCCACAGGGGGAGGGAUGUUCCACUACAAUUCUCAUCCAUUCUUUUUAACCAUAUUUGCCUAGAGAUCGAGCGUGAAAGAUCAACCACCGAAACCAAACAGGCCCCAAAACAGAGAAAGUGGUCGAAAAAAAAUAUUCUAGAGAGAGAAACCCAAGCAAUCGUCCAUGGCAGACAUGGGGCGAGAGGAGGAGGAAGAAGAAGAAGUAAGAACCCCAUCUUCACCACCGCAAUCACAAUCAUCACAUAUGUUGGUACUAUCGAUUCUAAGCAAAAGGAGAACGUGGGUAUGUCUCUUCAUCCUGGUAUACGCCGCCCUUCUCUUCUUCUCAUGGAACCUCCUCAAGACCAUCCUCUCCUGGUAUAAUAACUCCAUGUCUUCUUCAUCUCCUCCGUCGUCGUUUGGGUGGCCGGCCCUGUACGCAUCAGUCCUGCUUGGGGUUGUCUUUGGCCUUCUUUCUAUGGUGGCCGCCCUGGCCGUGGCUGUGCCGGCCACUCUAGUCACCUGGAUCACGGUUCUGGUUCUUCUGACCUUCUGUGGGAAGCCAAGGAGGACUCUGGUGGUUGAGGGCAGGAUGAUCACUGCUGAGAUUACAGGGUUUGUGCUCAAGAUCUUGUUGAAGGAAGGGAAUGUUGUGGCUGCUAUUUGUGCCGUUUUGGGCUACUUUGCACUUGUUAGGAGGAGGGGUGAAGUUGAUCUGGAUAAAUUUGGUUGAUGGGUUUUGGGUGUUUGGUUGCCUGGAAAAUGGUGGUUUUAAUGAAAUUUUGGGGGGCCGGGGUGCGGCGCGGGGGGUUGGUGUGGCGGGGCCGUGGUGGAUGGAGAUUUCGAAAAGUUUGCUCUCUCUCUCUUGUAAUACUGAAUAUUGGGUUUUGAAAUGUAAUUUUUUUUGGGGUAUAGUUUGUAGAAUUAGUUUCCAGAUUACUCUUUCUGGGUAAGGGCUUCUGAAUGAUAAUUAUCUGUAGAACUAAAGAAGAAAGAGUUAAAUGAAAGAGCAUUUUCGUUUAUUA
This is a messenger RNA of Vitis vinifera (wine grape), 1989 nucleotides long. RefSeq lists its product as uncharacterized. The record is from RefSeq and is a predicted model, not a curated record. Lineage: Eukaryota; Viridiplantae; Streptophyta; Magnoliopsida; Vitales; Vitaceae. Bases 1149 to 1697 code for a protein of 182 amino acids. The transcript has a single exon.